Chaetomium fimeti is the source of this 3645-nucleotide messenger RNA. RefSeq lists its product as uncharacterized. The record is from RefSeq and is a predicted model, not a curated record. The transcript has 2 exons. The coding region runs from base 190 to 3309 and encodes 1039 amino acids. Lineage: Eukaryota; Fungi; Ascomycota; Sordariomycetes; Sordariales; Chaetomiaceae.
CGUCCUGAGGCCCCGCGUCAACCUCCUUUUCACUCUUUAAUCCUCCCCAAACCAUACGUACAGCCAUCCGUCGCCGACCUAGAGCCUUGACAAGACGAUCCCUCCGAUCCAGCUCGCUACUACUCAACUUCAAAGCUAUCCCGGCAGCCCGUUUGUUUCAGCACAGCAGACACCGAGCCGACCGGCGGCAUGGACCCUAUCAGCGCGGUCGGCUUCGCGGCCAGCAUUCUGACUUUUAUCGACUUCGGCCACAAGAUCGUGACUGGGACCCUGGAGGUACUCAAAUCGGGCAGUCUCACGAGGAACACAGACAUCACCAUUGUCCUAAACGACUUUCACGCCGUCGUGAAGGCGCUGGCUCGGCGGCCCUCGGGCAAGUCGGCGCAUGAGAUCGCGUUGGAGGAUCUUGCCAAAAGAUGCCAAGAGGUAGCGGGGAGGUUGUCCGACCUCCUAGGGACGCUGAGAACAAGACCCGGAGGCUCGUCCUGGGAGGCCAUGAAGCUGGCUCUCCGUUCCAUGCGGAAGAAAGGCGACGUGGCAGACCUGGAAGAGCGGCUGACCAAAUAUCGCUCCGAGCUUAUGAUUCAUUUGGUUUCCAUCCUCAACGAACGGCAGCUAUCCAUUCAGAUCCAGUUGUCCGACUUCCAAUCGCAGAUCCAGAAACAGUCGUCCCAUCCGACGACGAAACAGAUGCAAGUUUUCCGAGACGACGUCUUGAAGGCUGUCAAGGACGUCCUCCUGCAGCAGCAGACAGACCCACCCCCGGCGUUCGAACGCUCCAGCGGCGGCGGCGGUGCUUGUCAAAGCGCGGAGGACGGGGACCGGGAGCGUGACUCCGCCGCCAGUGACCACUUGCAACUGCUGCGCGCGGCACUGGAAAAGAUUGACGACCUGCUGAGGAGCAAUACCGUGCCCUCGCCUGAGAUUAGGGUUCUCAGGCAAUUGUUUUCCCCGUCUUUGUAUCGGCGGAAACACGACGUGGCUGAAGCCAGCGGUAACACGUUUGAGUGGAUCCUGGGCUCUGCGACCUAUGGCUCGGAGGAUUCGGAGAAUAAGGGGGGAAAGGAUAGGGACCAGGUGAAAGAUCGGGCAACCCGCGCAAGACGCGCGGCGGCGUCCCGCUUUCUGCACUGGUUGAGAAACGGCAACGGCGUAUUCCACAUCUCAGGCAAGGCAGGGUCCGGAAAAUCGACCAUGAUGAAGCUCCUGUUGGAAAACGAGAAGACCAAGGAGGAGCUGGAGAAGUGGGCCGGCGAGAAACAACUCGUCUCUGCCCAUUUCUUCUUCUGGCUAUCCGGCGACGAGCUGCAGCGUUCGUUAGAAGGCUUCUACCGCGCCGUCCUCUUUGAGAUUCUCAUCAAGUGCCCGGAGCUGAUACGAGACGUCUUCCCCGAAGCACACAGGAACUUCUCCCAAUCCAGAAUCGAAGGGUCCCUCGACGAGCUCUUCGUUGAUCCCCGUAGUAUCCGCAAAGCAUUUGAAGACCUGGUGACCAAGUCGCCACCGCCCGGGUAUCGAUUCUGCAUCUUCAUCGACGGACUCGACGAGUACGGCGGAGACGGCGUCCAUGAGAGGGAGCAUCAGCUCUUGGCCGAUUCUCUGAGCGUCUGGGCCGCCCAAGACGACAUCAAGAUCCUGGCCAGUUCCCGCCCGCACCGGCAAUUCGAUGACACCUUCUCAGACGAACUGCGCAUCCGUCUGCACGAGUUUACGAGGUCUGAUAUCGUCCUCGCGGCGCGCGAAAUGUUUGAGAACGAUAGGUGUUUCAAGCAGCGCCCGGAGAUCCGGGACUGCUAUGCGGGCCUAAUCGAGAAUGUCGCCGACGCCUCUGACGGGGUGUUCUUGUGGGCAUCCCUCGCGGUUCGGGCCCUUCUUAACGCUGCCGGGCGCCACGAUCCCAUUGAUUCCCUCGAACAACAAUUGGAAUACCUUCCGAGAGAAUUUAACAAGCUGUACGAGAAGUUGUUCAUGUCCAUCGAGGACGCCGAUCGGGCCAUGGCCUUCAGGAUGCUCCUUCUGGUUGCCGAGUGUCGCUCACUUAUGCUCCCGCUGAACGCGCUGAGCAUGACAUGGCUGAGGGAUUUGGAUGAGCCGGAGUUUCCGACUAACCGCGAAAUCAAACCAUACACGGACGAGGAAAUCGAAGAAAGGCAUCUCCAAGCAAGAUGUCAAGUCGAGGGCUUCACAAAGGGUCUGCUCCAGAUUGAGACUUAUGCGAAUCAUCCUUUCUACCAGGGGCGGGUCGCGUUCUUUCACCGUACCGUCCACGAUUUUGUUGCGCAAAGCCCAGCCAUCCAAGAAUUUGCCACGAGGUUUCCCAACUAUACCGAUGUGUCGACUUAUGCCCGUCUUUUUCUGGCCGAGCUCCACUUCGCAAGGUUGGAACGCCACUGGCAUUUCCUGCAGGAAUACCGGGACUUUUUGACACAGAUCCGGGUUGAAUUUCAAGAGAAUGGAAACCUUGACUAUAUCCUGGAUGGCUAUGAUCGAGCCAUGGGGCAGUACAAGCAAUAUGGUGACGGAGGCAUCUCUCAGCACCUGGAUAGUAGCAUGCUUGGUGGGGAUGGGGGGGGUGUCUCAUUCAUUCACUUCAUGGCCUCGGCCGGCUUCACGGGUUAUGUCGAGCGAAAAGUCACCGGCAACCCCAGCCUGCUCCAGCCGCAGGGGGGAAUGUCCCUGCUCUUUUCUGCUGCGUGUGGUAGAGAACCGGCCCUGGUGAAGUCUCUCUUGGCCGCUGGCGCACGCCCAGACCACCUGGUGGAGGUGGACAGGCCUGGCACGUCGGCGCGUGUCGAACAUACGGUCUGGCACCUGGUCUGCACCCGUUUUGCCUGCGGGGUGAUAAACCGCCCGCUUUCCUUGGACCUGCGUGCCGAGUGCGAGGUCAUCCAGUACUUCAUCGAAGCAGGCGCAGAUUUCAACUGCUUCGCCCUCCUCGCUCGCAAGAAGGUGAAGGGCGGCUUGGAAUACUCCGAGGGCCAUCCGACGCAUGCAAUCUCCCUGCGGGCCCUGAUUCAACAACUGGACCCGCCUAAUGUCCAGGUGCUCUUGAAGCUGAUGGAGGAGCCGAAGCCUGCACAUAACAAUAUAAUUUCGCGUAUCAUCGGCACCUCAUGGGGAUACCUCGUCGGGGCAAAACCCGAACCCGCCCCGUUCCGCCCUGCGGACGAUUACGCUCCUUUCCAUCUCGCAAUGGACCCAGCUCCUAUAGAUAGAAAGCCGGGAGAUAGAUCCCCUCCCUUCUUUGUCGGGGCCGUCCAGUGGCGGAGCGCACUGAUGGACCGGCGUAUCAUGAUGAGGCUGUGUUGAAUUACCUAGGUAGCUAGCAUCGUGCCCAUCACCCUUCUCCGACGUUACGUCAAUUUGUGAUGCCACUUUGCGUGGCGGUUAAUUAACAUUUGUUGUUCCUGCAUCCAUACUCCCCAGACUCCCAUCCCCGGUUUGAGUGGCCGCUGAUAGAUGUAUUUCGUUCACCUCCUGGUUCCCGGCUAUCUUUGUGUGUAUUGUCGUCCGGUUCGACAUCGGUGGGUUCAGGGUCACGGUUUCCUUUCUAACACUCUCUCAGCUCUUUGUGGACCAAAUAUUGGAACAGAUGUAAACGCAUCCCUAACCACACAUUACACCGCCAAAGAACAUGUUCCUUUA